Molecule: messenger RNA, 796 nt
Organism: Malus domestica (apple)
Lineage: Eukaryota; Viridiplantae; Streptophyta; Magnoliopsida; Rosales; Rosaceae
Product: monothiol glutaredoxin-S10
Source: RefSeq, a predicted model, not a curated record
AACGCCAAACCAAUCUUCUACUACUACUUCUUCUAAGUUGCAUACCCACAAGCUGAUCAUUACCUACAUUUGCUCCAUUUCCACAAUUUUUCCUCACCUACCCAUCUAGUUUUCUUGGCUUCCACAAAAACUCCAUUAAGUCUUUAAACCCUAAUCUGAUCGUAGUCAUCCUUACCAAUUAAUUUUCAUAUUAGCCACAUACAUUUCAUUUUUUGUGGUACAUUUGAAUUUCUUCUUGCUAUUUGAGGUUGAUAGUAUAUAAAUCAAAUGGAUCGUGUAGCAAAAUUAGCAUCACAAAAGGCCGUAGUCAUAUUCAGCAAGAGCUCGUGCUGCAUGUCCCAUGCAAUCAAGAGAUUGUUUUACGAACAAGGAGUGAGUCCUGCAAUCUAUGAGCUCGAUGAGGAGUCAAGAGGGAAGGAGAUGGAGUGGGCUUUGAUAAGGCUAGGGUGCCAACCCUCAGUUCCUGCUGUCUUCAUUGGUGGCAAACUUGUGGGAUCAGCCAAUACAGUCAUGACACUUCAUCUCAAUGGUUCGCUAAAGAAAUUGCUAAAAGAUGCAGGAGCAUUGUGGCUCUAAUUAGCAUCAUUAACAUUAAUUGGAGCAUAUAUAUUAUAUGCGCACCAAUCUAUAACUGUCCCAAAUAAUUAAGGGUUAACUCAGUUGUAUUUUCCUUUUAAUCUUCCGGCGGCUUAAAGUACAAUGUAACUACACAUAUCACUUUUGAAUGUAUUCCUAAAUAUACUAUGUUAAUCAAAUAGAACAUGAUGAGUGAUCGAUUGUCACACUUUCUUUCAAA